Messenger RNA from Pseudocercospora fijiensis CIRAD86, 3051 nucleotides. RefSeq lists its product as uncharacterized. The transcript is spliced from 4 exons. Gene Ontology annotation, biological process: chromosome segregation; protein phosphorylation. Gene Ontology annotation, molecular function: protein kinase activity; ATP binding. Bases 1 to 3051 code for a protein of 1016 amino acids. Gene Ontology annotation, cellular component: nucleus; centrosome; cytoplasm. The record is from RefSeq and is a predicted model, not a curated record. Lineage: Eukaryota; Fungi; Ascomycota; Dothideomycetes; Mycosphaerellales; Mycosphaerellaceae.
AUGGCUCAGACGGGAGCGAUGACAACAGAAGGGGCAAGCGACCGCUACCCAAAGAUGCGGACGAGCGGCCUCGGAAGCGGAGGAAAAAGGCAGACGAGCAGGCGCAAGAGAGCAGUGACAAGACAGCUGGGAGCGAAAAAGAAGCGCAAGGGUCUUCUGCCGGACUACGAAUCUGAAGAGCCAAUACAGCCUGUGAGGCCAGGACAAAACAACACGGAUGUCUUCGAGCAGCUCAGACCCGAUCUCUCCGGUGCAGAUCUCGUGACGUUGAACGAUCUCCAAAUCGGUAAUUCAUCGCAACACUUCCAGGAUUAUCUUGAAGACAUAUUUUCAGAGAAUAGGCCUAAAGACGCAACAUACGCCACAAAAGCGAUCAACAUAGUCAAGCAGUUGUCUGAGAUAUAUGGAACUGGGAGACUCUGGGCCGAUGCUGGCGACAUCGAGAACUACGUCACCUUUGGCAUCGAUGAGGAUGAAAUUUGGGAAGACUUGUACGAAGAGGAAGAGGAAGAUCCUGAAAGUGAGUUUGCAGACAUAUCUAACCCAACUGGACCUCGAUGGGAUCGUCAGUGGUCGCGUGUCGCAAUCGAACUGGAUUGCGUCAACGAACUCAAGGGACUUUACAUCAGGGCGAAGCGUGUCGCACAAGUGCCUGCGGUAGGCGAGGAUCUCAGCAUCACAAUCGACGAUAUAGCAGAUCGUUCUACUAAUCGUUAUCUGUCUGAGCUGGAAAGUCUCAUCAAGAACUAUGAGUGGCGUGCAACAGUGAGCAGAUGGGAAAGCUACAAAAACCUCUUUCAUAACACCGAAGACAGCGCUGGACAACUGGCUGCACAGCUGGAAAUGAAGCUUACAGAAAUGGACCAGGCAUACCAAUCUGCAUCCAAAGACGUCGACCCAAGAGAAGAGUUCUGGAAUGUCGCGUGGGAGUGGCUUUCAAAGAAAGCAAAGAACGAAAUUCAGAACAGGAAAGCCGAGACCAUGAGGGCAAAGAAUCGAUUCGAUGAUCUCUUCGCACUGGUCAUGACCUUGCAGAAUGAGAGACAACUCGUGCGAGCGCCUGCGUGGCCGGAGAAGAUGUCUGUUGAGGCCUACUGCGAGGAAAUCAGCAAGACCAUCGACGAUCAUCGCAAAAGAAGUCUGCGCGACGCACGCAAAGCAUGGGAACAUGCCAUCGCUGUCAAUAAAGCUCUGGAGAACCAUGAGCGAGUGUCCGAGCUGGAGCGUGGUUUGGAAGAGAUUGAAUGGCGUGUUGAGUCAGGAGGGCAGCCUUUCACCAUCAAGGACUGGGACAAUUCUGAUCUUCCCGAGUUUGUCCCAGCCUCGAAAGAUCCCGCUGAGAUGGCCCAAGCCAUUGGCGUUGAUAGCGAUAGAGCAGCAUUCCCAGAGCAAGGGACGUGGGAGUUCUCCAACAUGCUCGGAUCGGGUACGUAUGGAAACGUAUCUCUCUGGACGAGGAAAGAUGAAAGCGGUAGCAUCACUGGUCGCACUGCCAUCAAAGAAGCAUAUCUCGGCCCCAGGCCUGGAAAAUCCAAAGAUUCAUGGAACAACGCACGCUUCUGGUGUCAUCCGAUGAGUAUUCGAUAUCCGAUGGAAGCAGGAAUCAUGCGUCGUCUGAACGAUCUCCAACAUUCCGAAAGCAUCGUACAAAAUCUCGCCUACGCUUCCUACGACGCAAAAAAGAUGUUCCGACUCUACCUAGAAUUCUGCGAGCACGGCGACCUCAACGAACUCAUCAAAGCCUACGCCAAAGCCGAACAUCCCAUCCCCGUCCGAGUCCUCUGGUCAAUUUUCGAAUCCCUCGCCGCAGCUCUCUGCUUAAUGGAGACCGGCCACCUCCCAACCCUCACCCUUCCCCCCAACCCCUGGACCCCAAUCCUCCAUCUCGACAUCAAACCCCACAACAUCUUCCUAAAACAACGAAAACCCCCCACGACCUCCUGGCCCAACACUCCCCAAACCGUCCUCGGCGAUUUCGGCCUCGCGCAGCAGUCCACGAAACCCAUAGGCCCCGGCCAAGGCACGCGAGGUUACCGAUCCCCUGAACAACAACUCUACGACGACGCCCACCCACGCUCUGGUGAGAAACUCGUCACGACGAAAUCUGACGUUUGGGUCGUGGGGAGAGUGAUGCUCACGUUGAUGGAACGCGAGACACGAAAUCAAAAUCUUUUGGAUUUUACGUUCGAUGAUGCGGAGGAUGUGCCGAGGAUCGACCCGGAGGUUUAUGAGUAUUAUACGCAGAGGGAUGCGAGGCUGGUGGAGGUUGUGAUUUUGUGUCUGCUUAAGGAUCCGAGGAAUAGGGUUGGGAGUGAGCAGUUGUUUUCUUUGGUGAGGGAGGAGGUUACGAGGGUGAGGGAUGGGGGCUGGAAGAUGAUGGAGAAGGAGGAGGGGGAGGUUGUGUCGUUGGGGUUGGUUUAUGAGGAUGUCUAUGAGGUUCGCCACGAACGAAUUGGCCUCGAAGCCUCCAUAUCUGGCCUUCGAUCUCUGACGGAUUCCAUCCACUCUCAACUUCGGGAAGUCAGAUCAGUCGACGGAAAUCAGACAGGGCUAUUCGCAGACCUGACCCACGAGGUGACAGCUUCGAAGACCAGUCUGGAUGCGUUCAAUUACAAGUCGUCGUGGCUUCACACCUCACCAGAACAGGCCGCUCUUGUCAAGAUUGAUCGGCUGGUAAUACUGCUCGCCAACGCCGUUGUGUUGUUCGACAGAUUUCGUAGCAAUCUGGACGAGAUCAAUGCGAUACAUUCAGCAGGUGAACAUGAAGAAGAGAUUGAUGUUGGUGCACUUGUGAAACAGGGCAAGGCUGGCUGGACGCAAUUGAGCGAUGAGCAAAUCACCACUGUCGCAAAUCAACUAAUGCAGAAGGGCGGAUUCCACACCAUCCCUUCAAAACGAAUACGAAAAGAGACAACAAGCACAAUCCAGAAUCAGAACACUCACCCAGCUCUUCUUGCCUCAGGCACGAAAAAUCGUGGUGGCAGUGCACCAACCUUCAGCCGCACCACAGCCCAAACAAACCGAAGCUACCAAUCCUUCACUACAUCAUAA